GAUCAUCUGUUGUCGUCAGCCUUCGUGAAAGUUCUGAGAAAAGUUUUUAAAAAAUCAAAAAUAACACCUCCCUCGUGUAAGACCAAGGGCUCAGGGGCAUGAUUUGAGUCCGCGAAUAACAGUAGGUCAUAAGAGAGCGAUAAGAGGGAAGGAGAAGAGGGAGAGAGAGAGGAAAAGGAGAGAGAAAGGGGAAAAGGACGAAGAGGAGGCGGACGAGGGCGUCUACUCUCUCUCCUCUUUUUGGCUCUUCUUGAAAUCCUCUUUCGGAAAAGGCGAGACAUUCGGUCACUCGCUCAAAGUAAGAGGAAGAGGCGGCCGAUUCCUUCGAGAGAAAAAGAGAGGCCCCCGAACCCAUGAGAAUUGCGUGAGAGGAGAAACCCGAACCGAGGAUUUAGGAAGGUGGUGACCCGUUUAGCUGAGAAGCCUCGGGGAUAUUUAGCUUUUUUUUAUGUUUAUUUAGUUGUUCAGCUUGACACGUUUGCCUCAUCUCAACGGUGAAAAAUGAUUAUCGAUCAUCCAGAACUAUUGAAGCAGUGGUUAACGGGCUUCUUAGCGCCUCUGUGUGAUGCUGACCCAGAAGCCUUAGCCAAAUACUGCCUUGCUUUAGUUCGUAAGGACCGCCCCAUUUCAGAGCUGAAGGCUGGCAUGAUUGAGCAGCUCGAUGUUUUUCUUCAGAGCAAUACCAAGUCAUUCGUUGAUAAGUUUUUACAAGUAACUACCACACGGUCAUAUAUACCAAAGAGCUCCAGUUCAUCACUGUCGUCGUCUACAGGGCCUUUUUCGACAGACCCAUCCUCUCCUAGUCUGAAUAAUAAUAGUGACUCUGGCCCGCCGCCAUUACCCCCGACCCCAGUUUCAAAGCAGUCAUCUGGGCACUCUCCUGAUUCAACCACCCCCCCAAACGCAGUUCCUCCACCUGCUACCUCCUCAUCUACAGGCAUGCAGCCUGCCCCACCUCCACCACCCCCAAGUUCUGCUGCUGCCCCUCCUCCACCUCCACCCCCUGAGUCCGCCCCUCCCCCACCUGUCCCUGCAUCUGUCAUCACUCGUAAGGAGGAAGUGUCCUCCUCACAGAGAUCCAGAAAGUCAGAAUCUGAUCGAGAUCGUGAUGAUAGACGGGGAAGACGGAGGUCACCAUCACGGGGAAGAUCCAGGUCUCGUUCACGUUCCAGGUCAAGGAGUAGAGACAGGUCAAGGAGAUCACGUUCACGGGGUCGCUCUGGACGCAGUAAAUAUGAGGACAGGAGAAGGAGAUCACCACCAACCAAAAGAUAUCGUAGAUCAAGAACACGCUCCCGAACCAGAAGUCCAAGACGGUCAAGAAGUCCACGCCGCUCCAGGUCAAGAGAGAGAAGAUCGAGGUCUAGAAACAGGUCGCGCUCCAUUAGUCCAAGAAACAACAGGACAUCGGGCCGAGGCAGAUCACCGCCUCCAACCCCACGGUCACCAACGCCCCCAAGGAAAUCAAAAUCAUUGCCUAGAGAUGAAAAGAGAGAAAGUCCACAUGGAACCUCACCUGUUGCUGAGGUGAGACCAGAGCCAAGGAGUGAUCCAAGUUCCGUUAUCCAAAGUGUCAUUGCUGUUAAGCAUACAGAUUUUGUGGCACCACCACCAGCAGGCAAGAAACAGAGGUGUCGUGAUUAUGAUGAGAAAGGUUAUUGUAUGCGAGGUGACAUGUGUCCCUUCGACCAUGGCUCAGACCCCGUGGUGCUUGAGGGUAUUGGGGCAGUGCUGGACUUUCCUCCACCUCCAGUGCCAGGUGCCCAAGGGUACACUCCAGCACCUGCUCCACCACAGGGAGUGCCAAGACCCAGGCAUCCUCCCCCAAGACAUCCACAGUAUGGUAAGACAAUUGGUGAGUAUACCCCCCGUGACCCAAGCUUGUGGGGAGGUCAGGUCAACAGCAGCACAGGACCUUACUAUGGAGCCAGUGGUGGUCAGGGAAGAGGGACAAGCGGCGGGGGUCCCCGUUUCUCGGCACCUCCACCCCCUCUCCCUAGUGGCACAUCUAGGGAACUCAUCAGUGUGCCAGUCAAUAACGAGGCAUCCAUGGUGUCAAGUGGCGGAGUAAGACCAUCUCUAGCCAAGCGCUUAGGACCAGCAGUUCCUCCAGCAAACAACGUCAUGCCCAUGGCUUCAAAGCCAGGACGACCUGACCUUGACAAUUGUACAUUGGAGCUGAAAAAAAUACCACCAGGAUUGAACACCAUUUCUCAUCUGAAUGACCAUUUUGCAAAGUUUGGGACUAUUGUCAAUAUUCAGGUUCAAAACGAAGGUAAUCCAGAGUCAGCCCUGGUGACAUUCGCAAGCCAUUCAGAAGCAAAUGCAGCAUACCGCAGUACAGAGGCAGUGCUCAACAACAGGUUUAUCAAGCUAUUUUGGCACAACCCACAGAAUAAACCAGAUCGUCCUGGAAGUUACCCGUCCCACACUGUCAGACCUGUGCAUGACAGACUGGGCGUCAGACAUCCUAACAAAACCCUCAACAAGAUGGUGGUGGAGCACACAAGUGAGGACAAAAAUGAAAAGGUGAUGAUCUCUCGAGGCAGCUUAGUCAAGACUGUUUACAACACUCAUGCCCUCCAUUCUGCUGCUGCUGCUACUGCUGUUGCCUCUUCUACUGCAGCUGGCCCCGCAACUGGAGCUGUUACUCCCACCUCCCCUGUCAGUGGCCCUCCCUCUUUACCUGCCACAGCACCUGACUCAACACAGACUGCUGCCGACAGUAAAAGACAAGAGAUUGAUGCAAUCUUUAAGCAGCGAGAAUUAUUAGCUGCAGAGGUCGCUGCUAAACAGAAGGUGGAAAAACAGAAGGCAGAAGCUUUAAAGCUAAAGUCAGAGGUUGAGCAGAGGAAGAGAAUGCUGUUGGACAAACAGAUGCAACAGCUCAAGGUACUUGUAACAAAAUUUGACAAAAACAAAGCCACCAUGAAAGCAGAAGAGAAAAAAUUACUCCUAGAAACUAUCAAAUCCUUGCAAGCAGCCAUUGACACAACAAGAUCACAGCUCGUAGCAGGGGAGACCCCCAAAAGUAAAGUCCAAGUAGACAGAGAAAUACUUGACACUGAACUAGAGCUGUACACUGUCCAAGCUGAAGGAGGAGACAUUUCCAAGCUCCGUGCACGACUCAACCAGCUGCGAGCACAACAGCAGGCUGCAGGUUACCCUCCUUCAAGAUCUGCAAGACAUGCGCCAUAUAGCACUGCAAGAGGAGGCCAUUACGGGCGAGGAAGAGGAGUAACAAGCCUGGCCCGAGGAGGUUUGAGAGGACGGGGCAGGGGCAGAGGGUACGGUGGGCACUCGUUUUCAUCCGUUGAUCGAAGAACCACCAAGAUCAAUGCCUCUGGGUUUGAACGUGAAGAUAAGGAGGAAGUGUUGGCUCACUUUUCGACCUUGGGCACUGUCUCCAAUUAUAUCUGGGAUGAUCAGACUCCGGCUGUCACAAUUCAGUACUCAUCACGUCGAGAGGCAGAAAAGGCAAUGUCAGAGGGUAGAACUCUUGGUGAUCGGCUUCUGACCCUCACCUGGGCCUUUGAUUCCCCCCUGCCUGUAUCCUCACAGGCUGCGGGAGGAGUGGCUGGAGGGCAUCAUGUGGCUACACAUGCAUACUCUAAUGUUGCCCCACACUCCACCACUCCAUCUCUCUCCCCGGAUGACACACUAGAGGAAAUAACAGAGGAAAUAGUGGAAGAAGUGGAAACUGAAGAAGGGGAGCACCCUGAACUCUUUGAAGAAGAGGAAGAAGUAGAAGAGGAUGAGGAAGAAGUCAGAUCAUGGAGGAGGUAGAAUAGGUAGUAAAGAUGGUUAGAAAAAUAUAAUGGGGUGGAAGGCACAAAAUGAGGAGUGGAAUGUAGCAUUAUUAUAUUGUAGUGUGUGCGUGUGGUGUGUGUAUGUUGGAGGACUCAUUUCAGUGAGGGUGAGAUGAGCCUGCUGAUCAUGUAUACCCUCCCUCCAUACCCCAUCGUUCAUCACUCCUUGUGUAUAUCCACCCAUUUUCUCUCUCUCUCUCUCUGUUUUUAAUUCCAUGACUUGGUCACCUAGCAUUCAUCAUAGUGUAAACAAACAAACCAUGUUGCAUAGGUAACUCGUCACAUCACAUGAAGGAAAAUUCAUAUAUGUCAUGAAAUGAAGUGAUAUUUAGCACGUGAUAAUAAGGCAUUCUUUCAUGGGUUCAUCUGUGGUACAGUACUUUAAUGUAGGCUUGUUAAGGUUUAAGACAUGAUAUGUAAUCAUUCUGAAUGGAUGUGGGAAUUGACCUCAAAGGAAUAUUAUUAACUGCUAUAUCUUUGACUUUGUUUAUUACAAUUAAAAUGUUGUGGAGGAAUAUACAGACAGAUACAUUAUUUGUGAUGUGAAUUAUUAAAAAACAGUUUCAAAAUUAUUCUAAAUACUGACUUCACAUAUAUGUGAACCUUAGACUGUAUAUAUAAUAUUCACUCAGGUUCACUAAUGGGUUGGCUUUAAAAAAAAGGAUAUACAAAAUUAAAUUUCUAAUAUAUUUUUCUUACUUUGAUUAAAAGUCAUUGUGGAGAUGUUUUUCCGGUUUCUUGAUAUAGUUUUUCUAUUAUGAACUUCUCCCCUUUCCCAAAAAAUGUGCAUGAUGACAGUCAUAAUUAGUUUAAGCUAUAGUUGUCAAGAUGUAUGUCUUGAAUUCAUAUGUGACUGAAACCAUUUGAGUAUGUACCUUUUGAAUGUUAUUACUUUAUUUAAUGUGUUCUUUGUCUUAUAAGAUCACUGUUUAUGAUUAAGAUGAUUAAAUAUUCUCUUUUCUAUAGUUGGUGUACUGUAAUACAGAAUACUAUUAUCUAUUCAGUUAGAUAUUGGAUAUACAAGUCUGUAUGUAUUUGAUUUAUUCUCAUUUGAAAAGUAUUGUUAUCAAAUAUCAACCAUAUAUAUUUUUGGAAAUGGGGUUGAGUGGAGUCCAUCUAAAAGGAAAAACAAUAAAAAUUAUUGGCAAAACUUUGAUAACAAAUGAAAAAUGUUAAAUUUUCCUUAUGUCUGUAGAUUUAAGAGUUUACUCUGUAUCCUCCCAGAGAAAAGAAAUCUAAAAUUGGUAUGGGUGUGAUGUGCUCUAUUAUUCAUGGCACGUAGUUAUUUGAAGGGUUAUUUCUGUAACCCAUGUGCUUCAUGUAUGCUUUCAAGGUAGAUUCGUAUUCAAUCACGUCAACCAUCUCACAUAAAAAGAUUAAAGUAGCUGCUGAGAGAUAUAUUCUGACUGUAGGCCUUGCUGAACUGCUAUCAGCUAAAUCGUCAUUGAAUAAUCAGUCAGUUAGAAACUAUCAGUGUCAAGUAGAAUGGUUGGCUGGCCUUUCUUGUAUUAUAAAUGAAGUAUAUAGGAAGUUUAGGAAAAUCUAUAUAGCAGGGACAUUAUUUAUUUUAUUUUUGAUUGUUUAGAAUAUUUUUUUGUAAGUAGAGUCUGGCCUUUUCCUCACAUAUGUUUUUUUUAUAGAAUUAUGCUUUAGUGAACAGUAACUGGUACAGUGCUCUGUUCCCGAAAUCAAGCAGGAUAUAAAGGGUCAGCAGAAGAGUAGACUAUUAGUUUGUUUUCCAUAAUUUUAAUUUUUUUUUUUCCCCUAAUUUCCAGAAAGAUUCUUUUCUAUAUCUGCUAAAAUUAUAAUUACAACAUGGGGUGAACUAGCAAGGAAAAGCAGUGAUAUGCUUUGUGGUGAUGUUAACUAUUAGCUUAUCAUACGUGUCUUUCUUUGAGGGUUUAGGACGAACAAUCACUGGAUUAAUUGAACAUCAACUGAA
This is a messenger RNA of Penaeus indicus, 5751 nucleotides long. RefSeq names its product RNA-binding protein 26-like (gene swm). Gene Ontology annotation, biological process: mRNA processing. Gene Ontology annotation, cellular component: nucleus. Lineage: Eukaryota; Metazoa; Arthropoda; Malacostraca; Decapoda; Penaeidae. Bases 502 to 3786 code for a protein of 1094 amino acids. The record is from RefSeq and is a predicted model, not a curated record. Gene Ontology annotation, molecular function: metal ion binding; RNA binding. The transcript is spliced from 17 exons.